This is a messenger RNA of Cimex lectularius (bed bug), 1129 nucleotides long. RefSeq lists its product as uncharacterized. Lineage: Eukaryota; Metazoa; Arthropoda; Insecta; Hemiptera; Cimicidae. The record is from RefSeq and is a predicted model, not a curated record. The coding region runs from base 45 to 959 and encodes 304 amino acids. Gene Ontology annotation, molecular function: chitin binding. Gene Ontology annotation, cellular component: extracellular region. The transcript is spliced from 4 exons.
GUGUCAUCUCCGGAGUUCAGAACUUCUCCGACGCUCCCUUCGAAAUGGAGCCCCUGGUGCUUCUUUUGUUGGUGUAUACUUCCGCUGCCUCCUCGGAUACUUCACAUUCAAUGAAAAAGAGGCAGAUCUUCAGAGAGCAAGUCCUUCCUCACUCAGGCGGCAAGAUCCCCGAAGAGGCUUUCAGGUCGGACAGACUCGCCCUGAAUAAGUUAAACGCCGCUGGCAUAGCCGUACCAGACGGGAUCCUCCUUGAAACAAGAAACCGAGAGUCGCACUUCCCGUCGCACAGGCACGACCCGGACAUAGAAGCUUCGAUCAUAAAACUGGUGCAGAAACCCGACGGGAGAUACGCUCCUCCCGAGGGACGAUAUCCGUUCAACAACCUCGUCGCCUCCACUUAUGUAAUAAGGAAGCCCAUUCACAGCCAUCACGUCGUCAUACCGCCGCAGAGGCCCAUCCAGACGAUCUUCAGACUUCCGGCUAGACCGUUUUUCGAGGCCGAUGAUGAUCUGUUCGAAUUAAACAACGUUGACGACUUCGACCUUCUGAAUACUUACAACACCGAUUUCCCGGGAAGCAGGCUGUGGGCCGGCUUCGGCCCUCUUUUCCACGACACGGGGAACAGGAUCCUCCGUCAGACGAGGAAGAACGUCCGGAAGGAUUUGGUCAAAGAUCCCCCACUGGAACAAGCGAGAUUCCCCUCGGCCAACGCCAUCCACGCGACUCCACGGCCGAGCACAGGCACCCCGACGCUUAAGACCAUCCCUCCGACGAGCUUCAAGUGCCCUCUAAAACUGAUGCACCAUCAGAUGAUUCCGGACCCUCAGGCCAGCUGCCAGGUUUUUCAUUUAUGCCACGUAAACGGAAGCAGAGAAUCAUUCCUGUGCCCCCAAGGAAUGAGGUUCAACCCAAGGAGCAGCCAGUGCCUGAGUUGGAGAGAAGUACCAUGCCCAUUUUAGUGACCUCUCAUCUCGAAAACAACUGUUUAUAAUGUAUAAAUAUUUAUAAAAACUUUUGUGCUGUAAAAAUUGAGCUUGUCCUUCUCUCUUUGACUUGAGUCAUUAAAACAAUGCAUAGCAUGUGCCAAUAUUUUUUGUACGUUUUUUUCAAAUAAAUUGUUUUUAUUUUU